AUGCUCGAGCCGGUCAACCAUCAACCGGAACACUCGAAUUUGUGGAAACCGAAAAACGCGCGGCGACACGGUUCUCAUGGCGGCCGUGGCGGACAUGGCCGGCGGUUUAAUCGGCAAGUAUCAGCCUCGGAAAUGCCGACAAACUUCAGCUGGGUCGAGAAGGGAAUGACGACUGACGUGAAGAUCCAGGAGACGUGCUCCUCAUGCUGGACGUUUAGUACAAACGCCGUCCUCGAAACCGUUUACGCCAUCAAAAACGGAGGGGAUAAACUGGAUCUAUCAGAGCAGCAAUACAACUGCGUCUACCAGCGGUCAGUUUGCGGGUCCGGAUGGCCGGAGGGCAGCCUGGGAUACGCGAAAAUGCAUGGAGUGGGCUACGAAGCUGAUCACCCCUAUAAUACGACCGACGAGAAGUGUAUUGAGGUCAAACCUCAAGUGAAAGUCUCCGAGUUCUACUCGCUGAUGCCGUUCGACAUGAACGAGCUGAGACAGGAAAUCAUGAACACCGGACCGAUAGCUUUUGGUAUGUGGCUAACUGAGGAUUUCCCGUUAUACGCCGGUGGAAUUUAUACUGAACAGUGUACCGAGGAUAAGCCAAAACUCGGUGGACACGCUAUGGCAAUCGUUGGAUGGGGUGAGGAGCUGAACCCGGAAACCAAUGAAACGGUCCCCUACUGGAUCGUCAAGAAUUCUUGGGGAGACUUCUGGGGUGAGGAUGGAUACGUGAGGAUCCAAGCCGGCGUCGAUUUGUGCAAUAUGGAAACAAGGUACCUCUGGUCGGCCGAGAUCACUGAAGACAAGGCCGAAGACCGCCCCGAAGACGACGUUCCGGAUGCGGAGAACCAGAAGCUGGGUGAGGAGGCCGACAAGGAGAAAGAGGAGGCGGAGAAGGAGGAUGAUGAAGAGGACGCCAAAGUGGAAGAGGAUUUGAACGAUGUUCUUUCUCAAUUG
Molecule: messenger RNA, 951 nt
Organism: Mesorhabditis spiculigera
Lineage: Eukaryota; Metazoa; Nematoda; Chromadorea; Rhabditida; Rhabditidae
Source: the annotation of a GenBank genome assembly